AUGACAUUGCCAGAUUUGAUCCACGUUUUCGUAGCUUUGUUGUGCACAAAACAUGCCUCAAGCUCAACCAGUGGGCUACGAGUAGAUCCCUAUGAAUUGUAUCCUGACAAACGUCUACAGCUGCCACAUGGAAUGGAACAGAAGUCGAUUCAAGUAGGCGACGACAAGAAGUGCGCGUUUUCUUGUACCACUACGGAAUGGUGUCGCUCGGUUAAUUUUAAGAUUACACCUCUUGAAAACGGACGGCAUGUUUGCGAACUUCUCUCUUCUGAUCAGUUCACAAAUGGUGCAAACUUAAAUCAAAACAAUUCAUACCUUCAUUAUAGCAAAAAGUACAAGUCAGGAGGAGACGAUGGGUUCCGUGAAUUCCGAAUUCCAUCGGUGUCAGGAUUCCUACGGACUCCAUUUCAUGGCACGAGAGAACCAUAUAUGAGAAAAUUGGUGGGACCUAUCCUGGUUUUGAGAACAAAUGCCGACAAGGGAAGCCCUGCCGUAAUAGAGGUCACUGUGUCUACUAUGAAGAUAUCCAUGACCAUCGAUGUAUUUGCCCACAUGGAACCAUGGGACAACACUGCGAAAUUGUCGGACAAAUGCCGUCAAGAGAAACCUUGUCGUAAUGGUGGUCAGUGUAUUUAUUAUGAAGAUAUCCAUGAUUACCGAUGUGUUUGCGCACAAGGGACCACAGGAAAAGACUGCGAGAUACUCGAGAAAUUCGGCAUCAAGGAGUCCUAUCUUGUGAAACUAGCUCUGGACGGCAAAGAUGCCAGUUUGACUCCAAUAAAUGGAGCCAAAUACGAGAACACUGACCAAGGAAAAGCUUUGUACUUGGAUGGAGUCAAUGACUUUGUCUUAGUUCCAAGAUUUGUAUUUUACGAUAAAAAUUAUACCUUUGGUGUUUGGGUCAAGUUAGCAGCCUUCAAGAGGCACAGUAUUAUUAGCGAUGACGACGGCCACAAUGGCCGUAGGUCCUUCAAUUUUAGAAUAGGCCCGGGUAAUAAGGCAAUGGUGGUCAUGUAUUUUGGCGACGGCUCCACAGCAAUUUCUUCGACUUCAAAUGGGAUAAUCCCCAUCAAUCAGUGGACUCACAUCGGCGCUACCUUUGAUAUUGAUGCACAUAGGGUAAAGAUUUACCUUAAUGGUACACUGGACAAAAACCAUGUCGGUAGGUCUUCAGUCAGGAACAUGUGUUUAUAUGAUACCACCAGUUAUUGGAUUGGAAAAGUCGGCUAUACGAAUGAAGAUUUCUUCAAAGGCUGGAUGAAAGAUUUAUCAAUGAUUUCUCGCGUUUUGCAAGAUUCUGAAAUGAAAGCUCUUUCAGAUGGAGAGCGAAGAGCCUGGAUUGGCCUCAAUGACAAAGCAAACGAAGGGGUACUCCAGUGGGCCGACGAAUCACCCAUGACUUAUAAGAACAUGAAACAAUUGAACACAGAGACGAGAGACUGCAGUGCAGCGAUACUAGUGGAAAACUUCCCUGAAGAAUGGAGUAUGAGAGAUUGUCAGGAAGAAUCGUUUUUUAUUUGCAGAAAGUAGCCAAAAGGCCAUGC
Exaiptasia diaphana is the source of this 1544-nucleotide messenger RNA. RefSeq lists its product as uncharacterized. The record is from RefSeq and is a predicted model, not a curated record. The transcript has 9 exons. NCBI's taxonomy places the organism in Eukaryota, Metazoa, Cnidaria, Anthozoa, Actiniaria, Aiptasiidae. The coding region runs from base 1 to 1530 and encodes 509 amino acids.